AGAACUUUACCAUAUACUAGUAUUCUCGUUCAUUCUAGUAAGGGAAAUACAUUUGACGAUAAACCAUUCCCCCGCCGCUCUAACUAGGUAUUUCAUACGUACUGCGGCUUAUCCUUACAUACUUCCGAGUCCCUACAUUCAUCGCCACCUGGACAAAUCUAUACAAACUCCAACAUGUCUACUACUAAGAAAUCAUCGUCGAGGCGAACAUCCAAACAGUCGCAUCGAUCAACCUUGUCGUUAUCGAGAACAGAAGUGGUUAUUAAUGUCUACGACUUAUUACCUCCCGGCCGCCUCUCCUCCGUACUUUGGACCGUCGGCGCUUCCCUCCUACAUUCCGGCGUCGUGAUAAAUGGCAAAGAAUACGCCUACGGUGGACAUGACCAGCGCGGCAUGACCGGAGUAUACUGGACACGUCCGAAAACCGAGCCGCCAGGCGGUAGCUUCCGAAUCGAGUUACUUCACGGUUUCACUUUUGCGACACAAGCCGAGAUCGAUUCCAUCGUGCGCCACGCCUCCGACGAGUUCCUAGGAACUGCUUAUAACCUAUUGACGAAAAACUGCAAUCAUUUCACCAGUUACCUCUGCGAGAAGCUGACGGGUCGCCCCGGUCCGGGUUGGCUCAAUCGUGCCGCCAGUAUUGGUGUUGCGUUACCUUGCGUUGUGCCCCGUGACUGGAUCGAACCCCCAGAUUUCGAAACAGCGGAUGGUGAGCUCUUGGGUGACGAAGAGGGACUUAAUGAUCAUGAGACCACGCGGAUGCUGAGGCACAGCAUCGAGAGAAGGUUGGCGACCUCGGAGAGCGAGGUCGACGGAGAAGAUAGUUCGGGCUGGACCAGUGAGGAAGUGGUACACCAGCAUGGAAAAAGCAAUAAGGGGAAAGCCCUAGCACGAGAUACGAGUGGCCGGGCUUUGCCCCCUGCAGAGAGAGCACCCCCAUUGGGUAGGGCUAGUACAUCGUAGUCACAUGUAGACGAAGAUGGAGACGAUGAGAGGUUAAGGGAUACCAGUAUGCAUUUUAAGGCGUUGGCUCUGAUUAGUUAGGUGCGACGGCAACUAGGCUGGCUGGCUAGCUGACUG
Molecule: messenger RNA, 1080 nt
Organism: Hypoxylon fragiforme
Lineage: Eukaryota; Fungi; Ascomycota; Sordariomycetes; Xylariales; Hypoxylaceae
Product: DUF862-domain-containing protein
Exons: 2
Coding region: 175-963 (262 amino acids)
Biological process (GO): protein deubiquitination
Molecular function (GO): deubiquitinase activity
Source: RefSeq, a predicted model, not a curated record